Molecule: messenger RNA, 900 nt
Organism: Colletotrichum higginsianum IMI 349063
Lineage: Eukaryota; Fungi; Ascomycota; Sordariomycetes; Glomerellales; Glomerellaceae
Product: Bacterial extracellular solute-binding protein,family 3
Exons: 1
Coding region: 1-900 (299 amino acids)
Source: RefSeq, a predicted model, not a curated record
AUGGCGCACUUGAAGACAUCUGCGCUCCUCACGGCGCUGCUGAGCGUAUGCGCCGGGGCUCAACAACUCGGCUCGGUGAUGGACACACCCGCGACAGUAACAGCACCAAGGUCGUCCCUAUCGUAUACCAGAGUGAGUUCGCUCCUCGACACCAUCAUCUCCCGCGGGUACCUCAACGUCGGCACGACGGGCGACUACAAGCCCUUCACGUACCUCGUCAUGAACAACACGACCGGGGACGCCACCUCCACAGCCACCAUCACGACCUACGUCGGCGCCGACAUCGACGCCGCCCACUCCCUGUCCAGCGCUCUCGGCCUCACGGAACCGCCGCGGCUCGUGCCAACCAAGUGGGCCAACGUCACCAGCGACCUGGUGGCCGGCAAGUACGACAUCGCCAUGGGCGGCGUCAGCCUGACCCUCGACCGCGCCAGGGACGUCUUCUUCUCCACCGCCAUCCAGCGCGUGGGCAAGACGGCGGCCAUCCGCUGCGCCGACGCGGACAAGUACAAGAACCUCGAGUCCCUGGACAAGUCGGGCGUCCGGAUCGCCGUCAACCCGGGCGGCACCAACGAGGCCUUUGACCGCGUGAACAUCAAGACGGCGACCAUCGUGCUGGUCGACGACAAGAACGCCGUCUACCAGGCGAUCCUGGACGGCAAGGCCGACGCCGUCAUCUCGGACCUCAUCGAGGUCCAGCUGCAGGUCAAGAUGCACGAGGGCGAGAUAUGCCUCACCCAGCUGGAUGUGCCGUUCAACUUUGAGGAGCUGGGGUACGCCAUCCCCAGGGACAUUGUCUGGAAGCAGUUUGUCGACAGCUGGGUCAACGUGCAGCUUGGGAGCGGCGCCUGGAACCAGACACUGAAUAAAUGGCUGGGCUACAUGUGGCCGAAUGUGUAG